Molecule: messenger RNA, 3335 nt
Organism: Pipistrellus kuhlii (Kuhl's pipistrelle)
Lineage: Eukaryota; Metazoa; Chordata; Mammalia; Chiroptera; Vespertilionidae
Gene: DPP6
Product: dipeptidyl peptidase like 6
Exons: 26
Coding region: 309-2714 (801 amino acids)
Biological process (GO): proteolysis
Molecular function (GO): dipeptidyl-peptidase activity; serine-type peptidase activity
Source: RefSeq, a predicted model, not a curated record
GCACCGCGCCGCCAGCGGCCGGUUGCUAAGCAGUGACAUUGUUUCUGGGGCGAUCGCGGAGGCUGUGGCUAACCGGAGAAGCCCCGCUAAGCCUGGGCAUCUUCCCUCUCCGGACCCGUUCCCGGUUCCCGGCUUUGAAAGGGGAAGCGAGGCUGGCCUGCCCGCCCUUCCUCCCCCACCCGCGCCAGAACAGCCCUGUGCUUUCGGGGCAUGGACUGAGCACCAGUCCCCUCGCCAGCUGCACCCGGGGCUCCACACUCCUAGUCGGACCGCACCUGCCGAGCCGGUGAGCGCCCGGACGCGCGGUCAUGACCACGGCCAAGGAGCCCGCGAAAUCCGUGCAGCAGCAGGAGCAGGAGCUGGUGGGGAGCAACCCGCCACAGAGGAACUGGAAAGGGAUCGCCAUCGCGCUGCUCGUGAUCCUGGUCAUCUGCUCCCUGAUCGUCACCUCCGUCAUCCUGCUGACGCCAGUGGAAGACAACAGUCUCUCCCAGAAGAAGAAGGUCACGGUGGAGGAUCUCUUCAGUGCCGAGUUCAAAGUUCACGACCCCGAGGCCAAGUGGAUCAGCGAUAACGAAUUCAUCUACAAAGAGCAGAAAGGAGAUGUGAUCCUGCGGAAUGUUGAAACUAAUCUGUCUACAGUGUUAAUAGAAGGAAAAAAAAUUGAGUCAUUGCGAGCCGUCAGAUACGAGGUGUCUCCCGAUAAGGAAUAUGCACUUUUCUCCUACAACCUGGAGCCCAUUCACCAGCACUCCUACACCGGGUACUACGUCCUGAGCAAAAUCCCGCACUGGGACCCUCAGCGUCUGGACCCCCCGGAGGUGAGCGACGCGAAGCUGCAGUACGCAGGCUGGGGCCCCAAAGGCCAGCAGCUGAUAUUCAUCUUUGAGAACAACAUCUACUACUGCGCUCACGUGGGGAAGCAGGCCAUCCGCGUGGUCUCCACGGGGAAGGAGGACGUCAUCUACAACGGCCUCAGCGACUGGCUGUACGAAGAGGAGAUCUUGAAGACCCACAUCGCCCACUGGUGGUCUCCGGACGGCACGAGGCUCGCCUAUGCCACCAUCAAUGACUCCCGCGUGCCCGUCAUGGAGCUCCCAGCCUACACGGGUGCCGUGUACCCCACGGGCAAGCUCUACCACUACCCCAAGGCCGGCUGUGAGAACCCCACCAUUUCGCUGCACGUCAUCGGCUUGAACGGGCCCACCCACGACCUGGAGAUGACGCCCCCUGACGACCCACGGAUGAGGGAAUACUACAUCACCAUGGUGAAGUGGGCCACCAACACCAAGGUCGCCGUGAACUGGCUGAGCCGGGCGCAGAACGUGUCCAUCCUCACCCUCUGCGACGCCACCACGGGCGUCUGCACCAAGAAACACGAGGAUGAAAGUGAAGCCUGGCUCCACAGACAGAAUGAGGAGCCGCUGUUCUCCAGGGACGGACGGAAGUUCUUCUUCGUCAGAGCCAUCCCGCAGGGCGGGCAGGGCAAGUUCUACCACAUCACCGUGUCCUCCUCCCAGCCCAACAGCAGCAGCGACAACAUCCACUCCAUCACGUCGGGGGACUGGGACGUGACCAAGAUCCUGGCCUACGACGAGAAGCGGAGCAAGAUCUACUUCCUGAGCACCGAGGACCUGCCCCGGAGACGCCACCUCUACAGCGCCAGCACGGUGGGCACCUUCAACCGGCAGUGCCUGUCCUGCGACCUCGUAGGCAACUGCACCUACUUCAGCGCAUCCUUCAGCCACAGCGCCGACUUCUUCCUGCUCACGUGCGAAGGUCCUGGUGUCCCCAUGGUGACUGUGCACAACACCACAGACAGGAAAAAAAUGUUUGACCUGGAAACAAAUGAGCAUGUACGGAAGGCUAUAAGUGACCGGCAGAUGCCCAAAGUGGAAUACAAGGAAAUCGAGAUGGAAGAUUACAGCCUGUCCAUGCAGAUCCUCAAGCCCGCGACCUUCACGGAGACCACGCACUACCCGCUGCUCCUGGUGGUGGACGGCGCCCCGGGCAGCCAGAGCGUGGCCGAGAGGUUCGAGGUGAGCUGGGAGACGGUGCUGGCGAGCAGCCACGGCGCCAUAGUGCUCCGGUGCGACGGCCGGGGCAGCGGCUUCCAGGGCACCCGGCUCCUGCACGCGGUGCGACGGCGGCUGGGGCUGCUGGAGGACAGGGACCAGCUGGAGGCCGUGCGACGGAUGCUGAAGGAGACGUACGUCGACAGGACGCGCGUUGCCGUGUUUGGGGAGGACUACGGCGGCUACCUGAGCACUUACAUCCUCCCAGCGAAGGGAGAAAACCAGGGUCAGAUGUUCGCCUGCGGCUCGGCUCUCUCUCCAAUAACGGACUUCAAGCUCUAUGCGUCGGCCUUUUCCGAGCGGUACCUGGGCCUCUACGGACUGGACAACAGGGCGUAUGAGAUGACCAAGGUGGCCCACCGGGUGUCGGCGCUGGACGGGCAGCAGUUUCUGAUCAUCCACGCGACGGCCGAUGAAAAAGUCCACUUCCAGCACACCGCCGAGCUCAUCACCCAGCUGAUCAAGGCGAAGGCCAACUACAGCCUGCAGAUCUACCCGGACGAAAGCCAUUACUUCCACAACGAGCGCCUCAAGCAGCACCUGUACCGCGCCAUCAUCACCUUCUUCGCCGAGUGCUUCCGAGUCCAGGACAAGCCGCCGGCCGCCCCGGCGAAGGAGGAGGAGGAGGAGGAGGACUGAGUGCUCACGGCCUGCAGUGGCUCCCCCUGGACCGGGCUUGUACUGGGGACCCCGCCCCGCUCCGGGGCGCUGGGCUGAGGGCGUAGCACGUGCGUCUGGGGCCCCGAAGGCAGUUCUGCUUCUGAAACCAGCUCCUCCCGCCCACGCGCCCCGGAGCCCGGGCCGCACGCAUGCCUCCUGCUGGAGCCAGGCCGGGGCGAGGGCAGGGGGCAGAGACCCCGCUGGCACACCGCCGAUGCAGCCACGCCGCCCGGGCCCGAGCACAACGCCCAGCAGCCUCCGCCGCCCGCCUGCCGGCACCGGAGUCAGCCAGCCUCACGGAAUCAAUGCGUAUUUUUCUAUGGUUUCUAUCUGGCAUGGUCUGCGGCCAAGGGUUGCUUCUCUGUGCUUGUUUUGUUUGUUUUGUUUUGUUUGUUUGUUUGUUUGUUGUUUGUUACCCUUGGUUUUGCUUCAUUUCCUUCCGUGGGUGGUGAGCUUCGUGUGUUUGGAGAUGAAACGGAUGGGAAGUGACUGGCCACUCUCUCCUGAGCGGCUGCAGGCUUGGAGGUAUUCCAUAACACCGAGGGGAACAGCCAGCACCACUUACUAAAGCAGGAAUACGUAAAUAAAAGCUCUCCCACC